GGCUGGACCAGGUCGUGGGCGGCCCUUUUGAAGGAGGGAGCUGGAGCGGGGAACAGCCACCCUACCUAUCCCCCAGCCUGGCCCUCCCCCACCCCUCCCAACCUGCUCCCCCCAGGGGCCAAGAGGAGUUGCCGGCAGGGCCCCUCAGCGUUCAGGAGAAGAUGGGGAGCCCCGAGGACGACCUCAUUGGGAUCCCGUUCCCGGACCACAGCAGUGAGCUCCUGAGCUGCCUCAACGAGCAGCGCCAACUGGGCCACCUGUGCGACCUCACCAUCCGGACGCAGGGCCUUGAGUACCGCACCCACCGCGCCGUGCUGGCUGCCUGCAGCCACUACUUCAAGAAGCUCUUCACCGAGGGCGGUGGCGCCGUCAUGGGGGCCGGGGGUGGCGGCGGGACAGCCGUGGGGGGAGCAGGGGCAGGCGUGUGCGAGCUGGACUUCGUGGGGCCCGAGGCUCUGGGAGCCCUGCUGGAGUUUGCCUAUACAGCCACACUGACCACCAGCAGCGCCAACAUGCCGGCCGUGCUGCAGGCCGCCCAGCUGCUGGAGAUCCCCUGUGUCAUCGCCGCCUGCAUGGAGAUCCUGCAGGGCAGCGGGCUAGAAGCUCCGAGCCCGGACGAGGACGACUGCGAGCGAGCCCGCCAGUACCUGGAGGCCUUUGCCACGGCCACGGCCUCAGCCUCGGGAGUUCCCAACGGUGGAGACAGCCCUCCACAGGCGCCGCCGCCACCGCCCCCUCGGCCUGUCGCCCGCCGUAGCCGCAAGCCCCGCAAAGCUUUCCUGCAGACCAAGGGGUCCCGGGCGAACCACCUGGUACCUGAGGUGCCCGCAGUACCCACCCAUCCGUUGACCUAUGAGGAGGAGGAGGUGGCCGGCAGAGUGGGCAGCAGUGGGGGCAGUGGGCUGGGGGACAGUUACAGUCCUCCCACAGGGGCUGCCUCACCCCCCGAGGGGCCCAUGAACUAUGAGCCCUUUGAAGGAGAAGAAGAGGAGGAGGAGCUGGUGUACCCCCCGGCCUACAGGCUGGCACAGGUCGGGGGGCCCCCGCUCUCCCCAGAGGAGCUGGGCUCGGAUGAGGAUGCCAUCGAUCCCGACCUGAUGGCCUACCUCAGCUCCCUGCACCAGGACGCCCUGGCGCCCGGCCUGGAUGGCCAAGACAAACUGGGAGUGCGCAAGCGCCGCUCCCAGAUGCCCCAGGAGUGCCCCGUCUGCCACAAGAUCAUCCACGGGGCAGGCAAACUGCCCCGCCACAUGAGGACCCACACGGGCGAGAAGCCCUUUGCCUGUGAGGUCUGCGGCGUCCGUUUCACCCGGAAUGACAAGUUGAAGAUCCACAUGCGGAAGCACACCGGGGAGCGCCCCUACUCGUGCCCACACUGCCCAGCCCGCUUCCUGCACAGCUACGACCUCAAGAACCACAUGCACCUGCACACGGGGGACCGGCCCUACGAGUGCCACCUGUGCCACAAGGCUUUCGCCAAGGAGGACCACCUGCAGCGCCACCUCAAGGGCCAGAACUGCCUGGAGGUGCGCACCCGGCGGCGCCGGAAGGACGAUGCACCGCCCCACUACCCACCGCCCUCGGCCGCCACGCCGUCCCCCGCGGGCCUCGACCUCUCCAACGGCCACUUGGACACCUUCCGCCUCUCUCUGUCUCGAUUCUGGGAGCAGUCGGCCCCCACCGGGCCGCCCGUCUCCACUCCAGGGCCCCCUGAUGACGAGGAGGAGGAGGGGGCACCCACCACUCCGCAGGCUGAAGGUGCCAUGGAGUCCUCUUAAAGAGGGACGGGCGCCGGCUGGAGCAGCGCACGCGGGGCCGCCCAUGCCAAGCAGUGGGAGCCUGCAGGACGGACGGAGCUGGGGUCAGAGCACAGGGCCGCCCUGGCGUCAGAAAUCAUCCCCUUCUCCCCAGAGCCCUGGUUCCAGUUCCAAGCUGAGAAGGUUUUGGGGCGAAGGCUCCCCAGAUUGGGGUGGCCUCCCAAGGAGUGAUCCAUAUGAUCUUAUGUAUAUACUUACAGCUCUCUUGUAAAGGUGGGGUCCCUGUCUCCAGCUGUGCCUGGGGAGUAGAAGCAAUAAUGUAUUUCUGAUUUAUGGGG
This is a messenger RNA of Myotis davidii, 2095 nucleotides long. It is a transcript of the gene ZBTB7B, whose product is annotated as zinc finger and BTB domain containing 7B. Gene Ontology annotation, biological process: regulation of transcription by RNA polymerase II; positive regulation of gene expression. The record is from RefSeq and is a predicted model, not a curated record. The coding region runs from base 162 to 1778 and encodes 538 amino acids. Lineage: Eukaryota; Metazoa; Chordata; Mammalia; Chiroptera; Vespertilionidae. The transcript is spliced from 3 exons. Gene Ontology annotation, molecular function: protein binding; DNA-binding transcription factor activity, RNA polymerase II-specific; RNA polymerase II cis-regulatory region sequence-specific DNA binding.